CUGCGUUAACCAAAGUGUGAAGCAACAAGACAGAGAAUUAAGCAUUAAGCAGAUACCCAUUUCUGUCAAUCGAGUCACUGAGAGACGCAAAAGGUGAGAUGGCGCUCAACAACACCUAUGAAAAUUACUCAUAUGAUUACAAUAACUCAUAUGAUGAAGAGGGUAAUUUAAGCACAAUGUGUGAGGUUUAUGAUGACAGAAAACCCACAGCCGUGUGCUAUGCCACUAUUUUCUGUAUGAGUUUCAUUGGCAAUGGUCUCCUUUUGUUUUCUCUCCUCUGCUAUGAAAAUCUGAAGAGGCCCACCAACCUCUUCUUAUUGUGUUUAACACUUUUUGAUCUACUGUUCACGCUUACGUUGCCGUUUUGGUGCGUGGAACUUUUCCACCAUUGGGUCUUCGGCGACGUCACCUGUAAAUUCAUGACCGGGGCCUACUUUGUGGGCAUCUACGGAAGCCUCAUGCUUCUGACGGCCAUGACCCUUGACCGCUUUGCUGUCGUGGUGGUGAGAGGCGAUUGGUUUACAAGGGAUAGGAGGCUGUGGUGUGCCAGAGCCGCCUGUGCCGGCGCUUGGAUCAUCGGUCUGAUUGCUUCCAUGAGGGAUUCAAUGGCCUCCAAAGCACAAAAAGAUUUCGACAGCUACUUUUGUGAAAGCACCCACACGGAGGACGAUAAAGUUGGAUAUUACAUGCAGCUGGUCCUAUUGUUCCUCGUACCGUUUGUACUCAUUGUUUUCUGCUACACCAAAAUCCUGCUGACGCUGAUGUCUACAGCAAACAGACAGAAACACAAGACUGUGAUUCUGGUGCUGUGUAUCGUCAUUGCAUUUUUUGUAUGCUGGGGACCGUAUCAUAUACUCAUAGUGCUGAUGUCCUACUAUGACCCCUGCAAGUAUUACCGGCUGAAUAUUGCAUUUAUCAUCUGCAGAAUUCUGGCGUUUUCUCACUGCUGCAUGAACCCGGUAUUGUAUUUUCUCAGAGCGAAGUUCACGUCAGUUGUCUCAAGACUUUUGUGCUGUUCUCCUGAACUCGGGAGGAACAGAGGAACCAUGGAUCUUAGUGACUUCAGGACUCAAGGAAACACGAACGAGAGAGAUUUUGAGAACUGUGUGCUCAACUCAUUGUAA
Paramisgurnus dabryanus is the source of this 1124-nucleotide messenger RNA. RefSeq names its product chemokine XC receptor 1-like. NCBI's taxonomy places the organism in Eukaryota, Metazoa, Chordata, Actinopteri, Cypriniformes, Cobitidae. Gene Ontology annotation, biological process: G protein-coupled receptor signaling pathway; positive regulation of cytosolic calcium ion concentration; immune response. Gene Ontology annotation, molecular function: C-C chemokine receptor activity; C-C chemokine binding. Gene Ontology annotation, cellular component: membrane; external side of plasma membrane. The record is from RefSeq and is a predicted model, not a curated record.